AUGGGCGGCGCGUUCCUGUGCAUCCUGUCCGCGGUCGUCAGCGGAACCCUGGGAUGGCGCUCCUGCAAUAACGAGCUGGUGGGAGCACUGUACUAUCGCUCCCUGGGCGCCUCCUCCUACUACGGCUUCUUCACGGCACCCCGCUUCGCCCGCCUCCAUGGCACGAGCGGCUGGUCCCCGCACCCCACGGACCGGCACCCCUGGCUGCAGAUCGAUCUGAUGAAGAAGCACAAGGUUCGCGCCGUGGCCACUCAGGGAGCCUUCAACUCCUGGGACUGGGUCACACGCUACAUGCUGCUCUACGGAGACCGCAUUGACAACUGGACACCGUUCUACCAGCGUGGGCACAAUGCGACGUUCUUCGGGAACGUGAACGAGUCGGCCGUGGUCCGCCACGACCUGCACUAUCCGGUCACUGCGAGGUAUUUCCGGAUCGUUCCCGUGGCCUGGAAUCCGAAGGGGAAGAUCGGACUCCGGCUUGGCCUCUACGGCUGCACCUACAAGCCCGACAUCCUGUACUUUGACGGAGACGACGCCAUCUCGUACCGGUUCCCGCGCCAGACCAGCCGGACCCUGUGGGACGUGAUCGCCUUCAGCUUCAAGACGGCCGAGCGGGAGGCGCUGCUGCUGCACAGCGACGGGGCGCAGGGCGACUACGUGACCAUGGAGUUGCACAACGCCCAGCUGCAUUUGCACAUGAGCCUCGGGGAGGGCAACAGCCCACACCACGCUAAGCCCGGCCACACGUCGGUCACGGUGGGCAGCCUGCUAGACGACCAACACUGGCACCACGUGCGCCUGGACCGCUUCGGACGCGACAUCAACCUGACCCUGGAUGGGGAGCCGUGGUACUUCUGGCUCAAUGGAGACUUCGAAAAACUGGACCUGGACACUGAGAUGUUUGUCGGAGGGCUGCUGAGCUCGGCCCGAAGGACCGUGGCCUACCGACAGAAUUUCCGAGGCUGCUUGGAGAACCUGAUCUUCAACCGAGCCAACAUCGCCGACCUGGCCGUGCGCCGGCACCCGCUGAUCCGCUAUGAGGGCAAGGUGCUGACGCGCUGCCUGGACCCGGUGCCCCACCCGGUGUCCUUCGGCGGGGCGCACAAUUUCCUGCAGGUGCCCGGCUUCCCGCGGCGCGACCGCCUGGCCGUCUCCUUCCGUUUUCGCUCUUGGGACUGGUCGGGCCUGCUGCUCUUCUCGCGCUUCUCCGACGGGCUCGGCUCCUUGGAGCUGAUGCUCAGCGAGGGCCAGGUCAACGUGUCCAUCCAGCAGACCGGCCGCCGCAAGCUCGAAUUCGCCGCAGGGUACCGGCUGAACGACGGUUUCUGGCACCUGGUGUCCUUCGCGGCGCGGGAGAACACGGCCGUCAUUACCAUCGACGACGCCGACGGCGCCGAGUUCCGCGUCUCGCACCCGCUACUGUUCCGCACGGGGACAUCCUACUUCUUCGGGGGCUGCCCCAAGCCGGCGGGCCAGUCGGGGUGUGUGUCCAACCAGACGGCUUUCCACGGCUGCAUGGAGCUGUUCAUGGUGGACGGCCAGCUGGUCAACCUGACCCUGGUGGAGAUGCGCCGCCUCGGCCGCUACUCCGAAAUCCUGUUCGACACCUGCGGCAUCACCGACAGGUGCACCCCCAAUCUGUGUGAGCACGGGGGCCGCUGCCUGCAGACAUGGGACGACUUUUACUGCAUCUGCAACCUGACGGGAUACAAGGGAGAGACCUGUCACCAACCCCUGUACAAGGAGUCCUGCGAGGCCUAUCGCCUGAGCGGAAAGACCUCGGGGAAUUUCACCAUCGACCCUGACGGCAGCGGUCCCCUCAAGCCUUUCACCGUUUACUGCGAUAUCCGAGAGAGCCGCGCCUGGACCGUGGUGCGCCACGACCGGCAGUGGACCACGCGGGUGACCGGCUCGAGCAUCGAUCGGCCGUUCCUGGCUUCCGUCCAGUACUGGAACGCGUCCUGGUACGAGGUUAUCGCCUUAGCCAACAGCUCCCAGUACUGCGAGCAGUGGAUUGAGUUUUCCUGCUACUAUUCCCGCCUGCUCAACACGGCCGGUGGCUACCCCUUCAGCUACUGGGUGGGCCGGGAUGAGGAACAGCAUUUCUACUGGGGCGGCUCGCGCCCGGGCAUCCGGCGCUGUGCCUGCGGGCUGGACCACAGUUGCGUGGACCCCGGGAUGUACUGCAACUGCGACGCCGACCAGCCCCUGUGGAGGACGGACAGGGGGCUGCUGACUUUCCUGGACCACCUCCCCGUCAUCCAGGUGGUCGUGGGAGACACCAACCGCACCAGCUCUGAGGCGCAGUUUUUCCUUCGGCCCCUGCGUUGCUACGGUGACAGGAACUCCUGGAAUACCAUCUCGUUCCAUACGGGCGCUGUGCUGCUCUUCCCCCCGAUCCGCUCCAACUACAGCCUGGACAUCUCCUUCUACUUCAGGACUUCGGCAGAGGGAGGCGUCUUCCUGGAGAACAUGGACGGGCCUUUCUGCAUGUGGCGCCGUCACUACCUGCGGCUGGAGCUCAACACCUCGCGGACCGUGGUCUUUGCUUUCGACGUGGGGAACGGAGAUGAGAGUCUGGCGGUGCGGGCGGACCAGGCCCCGUUCAACGACGACGAGUGGCACCGAGUGCAGGCCGAGAUCAACGUGAAGCAGGCGCGGCUGCGGGUGGAUCAUCAGGCCUGGCAGCUCCGGCCGCUGCCCCCGCAGACUUUCCUGUGGCUGGAGUACGACCGACCUCUUCACGUCGGUGCGGCGGAGCACAAGCGGCGGCCGUUUGUGGGCUGCCUGCGGGCGCUGCGGGUGAACGGGCUGACGCUGGACCUCGAGGCCCGGGCCAACGCCUCGCUGGGCACGGCCCCCAACUGCAGCGGCCACUGCGCCCGGCCCCGGCUCCCCUGCUCCAACGGGGGACGCUGCAUCGAGCGCUACAGCCACUACAGCUGUGACUGCAACCACACGGCCUUCGAGGGCCCCUACUGCAACCACGACAUCGGCGCUUUCUUCGAGCCGGGCACGUGGCUGCGCUACAACCUGCAGGCCGCCCUGCGCCUGGCUGCUCGCCAGUUCGCGGGGAUGCUGAGCCGUCCCCUCCCGGGCUACCAACCGGGCUACGUGCCGGGCUACGACACCCCGGGCUACGUCCCCGGCUUCCACGCGCCCGGCUACGGGCUCCCCGACUACCCGCGCCCCGGCCGCCCCGUGCCCGGCUACCGCGGGACCGUCUACAACGUCACGGGCGAGGAGGUGGCGUUCAGCUUCAGCACCCAGGCGGCCCCGGCCGUGCUGCUCUACGUCAGCUCCUUCGUGCGCGACUACAUGGCCGUGCUCAUCAAGGAGGACGGGACCCUGCAGCUGCGGUACCAGCUGGGCACGAGCCCCUACGUGUACCCUCUGACCACCCGGCCGGUCACCGACGGGCAGCCCCACAUCGUCAACAUCACCCGCGUCUACCGCAGCCUGUUCAUCGAGGUCGACUAUUUCUCGCUCCUGGAGCAGAAGUUCUCGCUGCUGGUGGACAGUCAGCUUGAUUCUCCUAAAGCCCUCUACCUGGGGCGUGUCAUGGAGACGGGCUUCAUCGACCCCGAAAUCCAGCGCUACAACACCCCCGGCUUCUCGGGCUGCCUGUCCGGCGUCCGCUUCAACAACGUGGCCCCGCUGAAGGCUCACUUCAGGCCUGAACCCGACGCCCCCCGAGAGGCUACCGAGGCCCUGCGCAUCCACGGCGAACUGGUCGAGUCCAACUGCGGGGCCAUGCCCCACGGGGCCCUGGAGGCGCCCCCAGAGCUCGACCCCUGGUUCAUGCCCCCGGACUUCCCGUAUUACCAUGACGACGGCUGGGUGGCCGUCACUGUGGGCUUCUUGCUGACGUUCCUGCUGUUGCUGCUGGCGGCGUCGCUGGCUCUGUUCUACCUGCACGGUCACCGCUAUAAGGGCUCUUACCACACCAACGAGCCCAAGGCUACUCAGGACUAUCACACCACCAGCAAGGCCAAAGCCAAGGCCCCGGCCCCGGCCCCGGGCCCGGCCCCAAACCCGGCCCCAAACCCGGCUCCAAACCCGGCCCCGGCCCUGCCGCCCAAGGACAAAAAUCUGCCCCAGAUCCUGGAGGAGUCGCGCUCCGAGUGACCCGCAGCGGGCAGGGCUGGAGGCCGGGCCGGGCCGGGCCUCCCGCCUCCACCGGCGUCAGGAACCUCCCAGGGUCCCGGGGCGGGGAAGGGAGGG
This is a messenger RNA of Tachyglossus aculeatus (Australian echidna), 4224 nucleotides long. RefSeq names its product contactin associated protein 1 (gene CNTNAP1). Lineage: Eukaryota; Metazoa; Chordata; Mammalia; Monotremata; Tachyglossidae. The transcript is spliced from 24 exons. The coding region runs from base 1 to 4128 and encodes 1375 amino acids. The record is from RefSeq and is a predicted model, not a curated record.